AUGGGCGGCCAACUCUCCAAGAUGAUGGGCAAGAUCUUCGGAUCCAAGGAGAUGCGACUCCUGAUGCUGGGCCUCGACGCCGCCGGAAAGACCACCAUCCUGUACAAGCUCAAGCUCGGACAGGAUGUUACGACUAUUCCUACUGUUGGCUUCAACGUCGAGACGGUGACGUACAAGAAUGUCAAGUUCAACGUCUGGGACGUCGGUGGUCAGGACAAGAUUCGACCUCUGUGGAGGCACUACUUUAGCGGUACUCAGGGUUUGAUCUUUGUCAUUGACUCUUCUGAUCGGAACCGUAUGGAUGAGGCGAGACAAGAACUGCAUCGCAUCAUCAACGAUCGCGAGAUGAAGGACAGUCUACUACUCGUCUUUGCCAACAAGCAAGAUCUGGCAGAAGCCAUGAAACCUCAAGAAGUCACCGACGCCCUCCAGCUCACCAAGCUCAAGGACAAGGUCUGGUACGUGGUGCCCAGUUGCGCCACCACGGGAGAGGGUCUCCUCGAGGGUCUGGCUUGGCUUUCCAACAAUGUCAAGGCUCCUCCUGCCCCUGCCAAGAAGUAG
Fusarium keratoplasticum is the source of this 561-nucleotide messenger RNA. RefSeq lists its product as uncharacterized. Gene Ontology annotation, cellular component: cytoplasm. Lineage: Eukaryota; Fungi; Ascomycota; Sordariomycetes; Hypocreales; Nectriaceae. The transcript is spliced from 3 exons. The coding region runs from base 1 to 561 and encodes 186 amino acids. Gene Ontology annotation, molecular function: GTP binding; GTPase activity. The record is from RefSeq and is a predicted model, not a curated record. Gene Ontology annotation, biological process: intracellular protein transport; vesicle-mediated transport.